Messenger RNA from Vigna angularis (adzuki bean), 1377 nucleotides. RefSeq names its product benzyl alcohol O-benzoyltransferase. Gene Ontology annotation, molecular function: acyltransferase activity, transferring groups other than amino-acyl groups. The record is from RefSeq and is a predicted model, not a curated record. Bases 1 to 1377 code for a protein of 458 amino acids. NCBI's taxonomy places the organism in Eukaryota, Viridiplantae, Streptophyta, Magnoliopsida, Fabales, Fabaceae. The transcript is spliced from 2 exons.
AUGGAUUCAUCAUCUUCCUGUCCACCGUUUACUAUGCAUAAAUGCAAACCUGAGCUAGUGACUCCUUCAAUACCCACUCCCGACGAAACUAAACUAUUAUCUGAAAUAGAUGAUCAAAACUACCUUCGUUUGCAUUAUUCAAUAAUACAAAUCUAUCAAAAUGAAUCAUCAAUGGCGAAUAAAGACCCAGUAAGAGUGAUUCGGCAGGCACUGGCACAAGCACUGGUUUUCUAUUACCCAUUUGCAGGUAGGCUUAGGGAGGGUCGUGGCCACAAAUUAAUGGUGGAUUGCACCGGAGAGGGUGUCAUGUUCAUUGAGGCUGACGCUGACGUAACACUGGAUCAGUUUGGUGACAAUCUUCAACCUCCAUUCAUACACUCUAAGGCAUUUAUGUGUGACGUUGCAGAAUCCGAAGAUAUUAAAAAUUUGCCUCUUCUACUCAUCCAGGUGACAAGACUCAAGUGUGGUGGUUUCGUGGUGUCGACAGGGUGGAACCACGUGAUGGCAGACGGAGCUGGUUUGUCACAGUUCAUGCAAGCAUGGGCUGAAAUGGCUCGAGGUAUAAAGACUCCUUCCAUUUCACCUCUCUGGAGAAGGGAGCUUCUAAUGGCAAGAGAUCCACCUCGCAUUACAUGCAACCAUCGUGAAUACGACCAAAUCCAUGACGACAACCUCAAUUCUCCCGACCUGGUUCAUCGAUCAUUCUUCUUCGGACCUGCUCAGAUGGCUGCCCUUCGUGGUUUGCUUCCCCGUCAGCUUCGACAGUGCACCGCAUUCGAUCUCAUCACGGCAUGCUUCUGGCGUUGUCGCACAAGAGCGAUGCAAAUAGACGCAGACGAGGAUGUUCGCAUGAUGUGCAUCGUGAACGCGCGUAACAGGUUCCGUCCUCCGUUGCCUGUUGGUUACUACGGCAACGCUUUUGCAUACCCCGCCGCAAUGACCACCGCGGGAAAGCUCUGCGCAAAUCCGUACGCAUAUGCGGUGGAGUUGAUUCACAAGGUGAAGGGUGAGGUGACAGAGGAGUAUAUGCAUUCGGUGGCGGAUCUAAUGGUGCUUAAGGGACGGUGCAUGCCGACAACGGUAAGGUCUUGUUUGGUGUCAGACCUGACUCGUGCUAGGUUUAGGGACGUUGAUUUUGGAUGGGGCAAGGCUUUGUCUGGUGCACCAGCCAAAGGUAGCACUGGACCCUUUUACGGAGGAACACACAUUGUGUCGUAUAAGAAUUCGAAAGGAGUAGAUGGGUUGGUGUUACCAGUUUGGAUGCCCGCAGAAGCCAUGUCCAUGUUCGUGAAAGACAUGGAAGAUAUGAUUAGUGGCAACCAAAACCAGCAGAACCACCCUACAAAAGCUGCUUCUUUUAUCAGGUCUACCAUGUAG